AGCUGGUGCCGUGCCGUCCCAUCCUCCGCCGCAGCCGCCUGCGCUCCGCGUGGGGACCAGAAGACGCCUCUCUUUGUGCUCCCUCCAACCCCGAGAAACUUCUCCCGGCUCAGCAGUAUGUUCCAGUGGAAGAAAACCCUCUACAGAAGCGUCUUCCUCUCCUUCCUGCUGGUGGUGACGGUGACGGUCUUGCAGCGAGGCAUGGCACCCAGCCAGUUGCUCCAGGGCCAGCCGCAAAAAGAACUCGCGGCCCAGGAGUCUGUGAAAGCUCAGAAGCGGGACGGCAUGCUCCCCGUCGCCAGCGACUUCUGGAAGAAGCAGGGCCCGGGUCUCAAGGCCGCAGAAGCGACAGAGAAGGGGGUGUGGUCUUGGGACGUCACCUCCGUCAACUGCUCUGCCAACCAGAACUUCAGCAAGGAGGACUGGUUCAAAGGCCUGGAGCCCAACUUCCGGCAGUUCAUGCUGUACCGCCACUGCCGCUAUUUCCCCAUGCUGAUCAACCACGCGGAGAAGUGCCACGGAGACGUCCACCUGCUGAUCGUGGUGAAGUCCGUCAUCACCCAGCACGACCGGCGAGAGGCCAUCCGCAGGACGUGGGGCCAGGAGAGAGAGAUGGAGGGCAGGAAGGUGCGAACCCUCUUCCUCCUGGGCGUGGCCUCCAAGGAAGAGGAGCGGGCCAAUUACCAGAAGCUCCUCGACUACGAGGACCGUAUCUACGGGGACAUCUUGCAGUGGGACUUCCUGGACAGCUUCUUCAACCUCACCCUCAAGGAAGUGCACUUCCUCAAGUGGUUCAGCAUCUACUGCGACCACGUGCGGUACAUCUUCAAGGGCGACGACGACGUCUACGUCAGCCCCAGCAACAUCCUGGAGUUCCUGCAGGACCAGAAGGCGGACAACCUGUUCGUGGGGGAUGUCCUCUUCAAGGCCCGGCCCAUUCGCAAGAAGGAGAACAAGUACUACAUCCCCAGCGCCUUGUACAACAAGAACGUCUACCCGCCUUAUGCAGGCGGCGGUGGUUUUGUCAUGGAUGGCCCCCUGGCCAAGAAGCUCCACAGAGUCUCGGAGAGCCUGGAGCUCUACCCCAUCGAUGACGUCUACCUGGGCAUGUGCUUGGAGGUCCUCAAGGUGACGCCCGUGGCCCACGCCGGCUUCAAAACAUUUGGCAUCGUGAAAAACAAGAACAGCAAGAUGAACAAGGAGCCUUGCUUCUACCAGAGCAUGCUGGUGGUCCAUAAACUCCUCCCCUCGGAGCUGGUGGCCAUGUGGGAUCUGGUCCACAGUAACUUGACGUGCUCCAGAAAGCUCCAGAUCCUUUAGCUCUCCCUGUUAUCUCUGUCUGAGGGGAAAACGCUUAAGGGGUAGACAUUGGUUGCUCAGAGCCGUGGGCCCACAACUAGCACUGUCUUUUCCAAUGGUGCUGAAGGAGUAACCAUAUAUUUUUGGGAAGGGGGUGUUUGAAGGGGGACAGGAAGCUCUGGAAGGUUGAUUUUGGGGGGGUAUUUUAUUCCCCUUUUGGUGGUUUUUUUUUUUUGAUGCAGCGGAAGAGAGUCUGACAAAGAUUCUUCUACCAGCUUUCUUGCAGAGAUGCCGGAAGGUUCUCUGUGGUGACCAGACCAAAGCAGGGCAGAGAUGCCCCUUCUGUUGCCGUUCGUUUUGCGGCAUACUUUUCAGCUGAGGGCUGGUCCCAAAGCUAAGACACAACUCUGUGUGCGUUUGUGUACGUGCGAGAGGUUAGACCAUUCAGAAGCGAGCGGAAUGAGUUUUUGAAGCAACACUUGAAGUACAAACUCUUCCCCUCCCUUCCUUGCUGUUUAUUGCGGGGAAUGUCAAAAGAAAGAACAGUUUGGAAAUUGCUCUGCUUGGGGUGGGAGGUGAUGUUGCUAAAAGGCCAGCGUGCAUCUCCUUCGGGCGGGGCUGGCUGAAAAGUGCCUGUGCGUUUUUCUCACAGAAAUUCUUUUACGAGGGAAAGACCACCCUCAUCCAGUCCCUCUCUAAGCUGUGUAACACUCGAUUGCCAUCUUUGCCAACCUGGUGCCCUCCAGAGGUGUUGGGACUAUAACUCCCAGCAGCACUGGCUGCGGCUGACGGAAGUUGUAGUCCAAAACAUCUAUUGAAACGACACCAUCUAUAUAUAAGCUGAGGCCAGUUGUUUUGUUUUUUUAAGGGGGGAAAGUGUCACCAUGAGGGGGGAGAGAUUUUUUUUGGUGUGUAUUUUCUCUCUUAAAACAAGAAACACACCCAAAAUUGAAAGAAAGAAAACCCACCCACCAAUUGUCUUCCAGUUUUUUUGGGGGAAAGCAAGUCCCCCCCUUGGCUGGCUAUAUUACAUGGGGGUAUAUUUAACUUUUAAAGGACAAGUUGUGGUUGAAUAAGAAUGCAUUUCUUACCUAGAGUUUUCCCUGUAAAGCAGGGGUCUGUCAGUGUGUUCCAGCUGCAGUUUUAUCCUUGUGACCUAUUUGGGCAACAGCCGAUCCCAGGACCUCUUAUUGGGUGGAUCGUACACCGGGCACCAUGUGCCUCUUUGAUAGAAGUUAAGAGGUGAGCAACUGCUUCCUCCAACGCCCAGGUGUGAAACCGGGCAAGAUUUGCACGCACAGGUACGUUCAUAUGCCGUCCCAGCCCCUGGCCACCCACCCAUCCUUUAGCUCUAUCCCAAAUUUUAUUUUUAAGUCCAUACUUAAAAAGGAACAGGCAGAAUCUAAGGUAACAAACUAAGAUUGAUCCAACAAUAGGCAGGGGACAAACACUUCUGACAAAUUAUAAGAAACUCCAAAAUUCAACAAAGGAAGAUUCUUUAGAUAAGGGAAAAGCCAUGAGAUGUUUUUGAUUGCCUGCCAAUUCUAACUUGAGUUAGCUGUUGCCAUUUCUCGCCCAGUAUUGACUAGGCCCUUAUCAGCCAACCUCUUGCUGCGGAAACUACAAUCUCCAAUUAAAUGCCACCUCUAAUUUUGCUGUAAUUGACUCUCACCUGGUUCACUCCCCUUGAUAUCGGGCAGGGGCGGCCCACCCUAUUUUGCCACCUGAGGCGAAAUGGGAAUUGCCAGCGCCUGCCCAUCUCCCUUUCGCACCCCACCACUUCUGCUGCCACCACCGCACCCUGGUUCUUGCCAAACUCGGUGGGAGCUCCGGUGCUCCUCAAAGUGUUGCCGCUUAGCUUCUCCCCUGGGGACAGAAAAGAUGAGUGGCAAUGCUAUGUGCCAGAAAAGCUCCCUCGCCAGCAGAGCACUGCCUCUCGCACUUGUACCGCCUGAGGCAGGUGCUUCCUCCCAGCUCUGGUGUUGGAGGACCACUUCAUCUUGCUUGGUUCCCUACAAGUGAUAAAUUGGGCAAAAGAUGCCUCCUUUCCUGUCCUGUCCCAUCUUGCCCCAAGUUCAUCAAAUGUUUUGUUCCUGCUGUGGCAGAGUUGGCUGUCUUUGUUUGAAGCAUGUACUUAUCCAAUAAGCAAAUAACAUACAUUUGGCAAGCCGGUCCUUAAGACAUCUUCAAAGCAUCGUCCAAUUUCACUUGAUUUUAAUUAAAAGUGCCCCUCCAAUGUUGCUGAAAUUCAGGAAUCUUAAAGGCGCUACCAGUUUUAUUUGGAAGGAGUGCAAAGAGAUCCGUUGGGCACGAUUGGCUGUGUUGCAAAGGGGGCUUGGAUGAGUUGGGAGAGGCAUGGGGCAAUUCCGACCCAUAUCCCCUCAUAUUGGUGGGAGAAGAGUUGGGAAGUUUUAGGAUGUGGACGGUUGCUUGAACCUGGGGAAGGCAGAAUGUUUCAGAGAGGGGCUCGAACAUGUGCCAACCAGCCCUCAGCGUGAUGGGGAACUUACUCUUGAGCGAUGCCACAGCCAGGACACCGCUCAUCGGAUGUCUUCCCUACCCACCUGCAUGACGUUUCCCUCUUUGCUUAGUGUAGCAGUUGCAGAGACAAGUUGUUCAAGCUCCCCAACGACAGAGCCGGCUCCAGGAAAUGGCUUCUUUUGCUGUGGGUCGUUCCAACGGCAAAGACUUUUGAGUGAUGUUUAUUACUGUGAAACUUUUAAUUUAUGAUGAUUCUUUUUUUUUCCAAGGGGGAGGGGAGGAGGGACACCUGCCCCUCCCUCCAAGAAGCAACUGAUUUUUUUUAUUCCUGCUCAGUUUCACUUCCAGUGGGAACGGCUGGCACGGUAUCUCAUCCCGGGCUGCGCCUGACGACCAUCGCUCGCGGUGGAAAUCCUUCUGCGAUCUCUAUUUAUGAGAAGACACACGUGCUGUAUUCUGUGCCUCGUAAUUUAUAUGUGUCCGCAGCGUCUCUGAAUGUCUAUUAUUUAUAGCAGGUGCUGUUGCACACUCAGAAACAGUGUGGACGCUUGCUGAUCUCUCUCUGCGUGUUGCUUCGACAUAGUGGAGUUGUACAUAUGAUUGCCAUAAGAUUUAUGGAUAUUUUUGGGGUUUCUAAAUAAAGGUUUGUGCUAAAAAGAAGAAAGGAGAUUGGCUGCAAAUGUGAGAGCGUCGGCGUGGAAAUGGGAAGCAAGCAGGAUUCCGCUGGGCGUUUGGGGGGGGGGUUCUUUAUUCAUACCCAAAAGUUCCCUGCAGGUUUUACGCCGCAAUUCUGUGUUUGUGUAACAAGAAAACCCAUUGGAUUUCAUAAGGCACAUGUAGCAGGAUGAGGCAAUAAAACCAUGUGCAGCACUUAGGACUGCAGUCAGUCAGUCAGUCAAUAGACCUGGCUGAAUGCUCCCCCAACAUCAAGUAAAUGGACACCCACCGACACCCCUGCCCUUCCCUGCAAGCAGAAAACUAGUGUAUCAGUGAGAGAGAGAGUCUAUAUGAUUACGAUUUGCCUGAACUUUCUGACGGUAAGAGUAGUGAUUGUGGAACGGACUCCCUUGGAAAGUGGCGGACUCCCCAUUCUUGGAGGUUUUAAGCAGAGAUUUUGUGGCCACCUGUCAGGGAUUAUUUAGUUGUGUCACCUGCAUUGCAGGGAGUUGGACCAGCUAAACUUUGGAGUUACUUCUAACUUUGCAAUUUUAUUAUUUACUAAACUUUUAUACUGCCCUAUGCAUGUAGAUCUCGGGGUGGUUCACAACACAGAAUCACAACAUAAAAAACACAAAAUAUACGAUCAAAAUAAGAACAAGCCAAUCAUUCCUUGCUCCACAACACAAAGGGCAUUGGAUAUAUCAAUCAGCCAAGGGCCUGGUUAAAGAGGAGCAUUUUCACCUGGUGUAUAAUAAUGUAUUCAAUUCGUAUAUCAAAUACAAGGAGCCCAGCGGCAGCAAAUAUCAAAAUGCUAAAGCAGUGCAACCAAAAACAAAACACAACCUAUUUAAGGGAAUGGAAACCAUCAAAAACAUUUUUUAAAAAAACCACAUGCCUUCCUUCUCAGUUGCUAAUUUCAAGGUUGUGGUACAGGAAGGUAUUGAAAUUUAUCCCCAAAAUCAGUAGAGAGAGAGAAGAAUGUGCCUCACCAGAGGGCAUCCCACAAAUGGGGAGCCACCACCAAGAAGGCCCUGUCAGGGGGGGUCAAUGGCAACCAGGCAGCAGUUAGAGGAGAUACCACUAACAGGGCAUAGUUAUUAGCUGGGGGGGGCAGUUUGAAGUGGCACCAUCUCUCUCAACUUCAGCUACAGGUCAGGAACAUGUGAUGUUGCCUUCUAUGCAGCGAGCCCAUUCGUCUAUCGCGGGGCGGACUCAGACCAAGUGGGCUGCAAUAGGACUUUGCCACAGAAGCCGCAGACCACACCCUGAAUUAAAUUUCCACGUCAUAAAGUGUUCACAGUAUAUUUAACAUACACAAUAAAUUAAAUACAAGGUGUGACCGGAAAGUGCGGUGACUGCUCACAGAAAUCGGACAGCGAGAAAUGUUUGAACAUACAAUUAAACCCACGAAAUGCUUGCAAUUGUGUAUGGAGAUGAAGCUGUUACUCGAAAGACAGCGUAUAUGAGUGGUUUAAGCGUUUCCGCGAAGGGCGGCAAACCAUCGAAGAUGACCCUCGGUCUGGCAGACCGUCAAGCAGAACGGCGUCAAACGUUGAUACGAGUUCAUGAGUUAUUGAUGCCGGAUGGGUGUUUGGCCGUCCAAAUGAUGGUGGAAGAAUUGCAUAUUCCGCGUUAAAUCAUUACUGAGGUUACUGAGUUGUCCCACGCUCCAUAUUCUCCUGGUCCAACCGGAUUUCUUUCUUUUCCCCAAACUGAAACCUGCUCUUUCACACGUCCAAGCUUCUGUGACGAGGGAACUGAAAGCAGUAUGAAAAGAGGACUUCAGAAGUUUCCAACACUUCUACGAACAUUGUCAGCGGUGCAUUGCAUCAGAGGGGGACUACUUUGAAGGCCUGUAAGGCCUGUAUAUUCGAAUAUUUCUUGCUGUCCGAUUUCUGUGGCCAUUCAUCAAACAUUCCAGUCACACCUUGUAUAUAGUGAAAUACACAUUUAAUAGAUUUAAUGAUUAAACUACGGCACAAACUGAUGUAGGCUUGUUAAACGCCGGACACACACAAAACUUGAUUUUAAAAGGAAUAUAAGAUGUUUUUUCUUGAAUGCUGCCGAGGGCCUUCAAAAUAGGGUUGGACCACCCUGGUCUAGUGCAGUAGUCGUCUGCCCUGACUGGGCGUAGCUCUCAAAGACUUCAGAAUGGGUCUCUUCUGCUCUACCACUGAGAUGAGUCACGACUUGCAGCUUUACAGCCUCUUAACCAUGGGUAGGCAAACUAAGGCCCGGGGUCUGGAUCCGGCCCAAUCGCCUUCUACAUCCGGCCCGCGGACGGUCCUGGAAUCAGUGUGUUUUAACAUGAGUAGAAUGUGUCCUUUUAUUUAAAAUGCAUCUCUGGGUUAUUUGUGGGGCAUAGGAAUUUGUUUGUUUUUCCAAAAUAUAGUCCGCCCCUCCCCACAAGGUCUGAGGGACAGUGGACCGGCCCCCUGCUGAAAAAGUUUGCUGACCCCUGCUCUUAACACUUUUGCUUGACACUUAACAUGAAACUGAUAAGACUAAACCCAACAGGGAAGAAGGUCAACUGAUAAAGGGCAGGGCAGGUAAGGUAACACCUGUUCUGGGCUCAUGAUGCUGAUCAAAUAACUUCCUGGGGAAGAUGGAGGGAGGGAGCAAACUUGUUUUCUGCUGAUCCAAAGGGCAGGACCUGACCGAACCAAUGGAUUUGGAUUUCAAGAAAGGAGAUUCCCACUGAACAUUAGGAAGGGCUUCUGACACUGGAACGGACUCCCACAAGAGUGGCGGACUCUCCUUCCUUGAAGGUUUCUAAAGCAGAGGUUGGAUGGGCCAUCUGUCAGGGCUGCUUGAGCUGAGAUUCCUGCAUUGCAGGGGGGUGAAUUGGUGUCCCCUGAGGAAUCAGUUCUGUGGUUCUACAUGAAUUGAACUGAGACUCCAACCCCGAAUAGGACUGCACUAUGGAUUGGUGCCCCUUCAUGGAUCAAUGCCUUGUCGUGGCGAAGGGGCUUGAAUAACUCAGAGAAGCUAUGAGCUAUGCCAUGCAGGGCCACCCAAGAUGGACAGGUCAUAGUGGAGAGUUUUGACUAAACGUGAUCCACCUGGAGAAGGAACUGGCAAGCCACUCCAGUAUCCCUGCCAAGAAAACUCCAUGGACAAAGACAACAGGCAUAUAAAAGUUAUGACGCUGGAAGAUGAGCCCCUCAGGUCGGAAGGCGUCCAACAUGCUACUGAGGAAGAGCGGAGGACAAGUACAAGUAGAUUCAGAGCU
Molecule: messenger RNA, 7672 nt
Organism: Zootoca vivipara (common lizard)
Lineage: Eukaryota; Metazoa; Chordata; Lepidosauria; Squamata; Lacertidae
Gene: B3GNT7
Product: UDP-GlcNAc:betaGal beta-1,3-N-acetylglucosaminyltransferase 7
Biological process (GO): poly-N-acetyllactosamine biosynthetic process; protein O-linked glycosylation
Cellular component (GO): Golgi membrane
Molecular function (GO): UDP-glycosyltransferase activity; hexosyltransferase activity
Source: RefSeq, a predicted model, not a curated record